Messenger RNA from Lemur catta (Ring-tailed lemur), 1245 nucleotides. RefSeq names its product transcription factor SOX-2-like. The record is from RefSeq and is a predicted model, not a curated record. Gene Ontology annotation, molecular function: RNA polymerase II cis-regulatory region sequence-specific DNA binding; DNA-binding transcription factor activity, RNA polymerase II-specific. Gene Ontology annotation, biological process: cell differentiation; anatomical structure morphogenesis; regulation of DNA-templated transcription. Lineage: Eukaryota; Metazoa; Chordata; Mammalia; Primates; Lemuridae.
AUGAGGUGUGAUGUUUACAAUCAAGACUUCCAGGGGCCUGAUGCAGAGCCCUUCAUGACUCCCAUGCGGGAUGCUGUUCUGCAGACUGCCCCCUCAAAAUACUAUGGCAUGCUGGUUUCAGUUUUGAGCCCUGUGGUGGAAAAGUCAGUGCAGACCACAGCCCAACUGGUGGUAGACUUAGGCAAAACUGAAUGGUUGAAACAAAAGAAGGGUGUCCACAGUGCAGCCAAGAAGGUCAUGGAAUUUGCCUCUCUCUCUUUUUCUCUCUCCAAUUAUUCAUUCAUCUCAUUUUCCGCGCGCUGCCCUACGCUCCCGACACGCCCGCGCCCCCCCUUUCUCCCCCCGCGCGCGGGACCCCCAAAGUCCAGGCCGCGCUCGGGACACGGAGCCGAAGCCGUCGGCCCGCAGCAAACUCCGGGGGGCGGCGGCGGCGGCAACCAGAUCAGCCCGGCCCGCGUCAAGUGGCCCAGGAACGCCUUCGUGGUGUGGUCCGGCGGGCGGCGGCGCAAGAUGGCCCAGGAGCGCCCCAGGAUGCGUAACUCCGAGAUCAGCAAGCGCCUGAGCACCGAGUGGAAACUUCUGUCGGAGACGGAGAAGCGGCCGUUCACGGACGAGGCCGAGCGGCUGCGAGCGCUGAACAUGAAGAAGGAUAAGUACACGCUGCCCCGCGGGCCGGGCCCCGGCGGCGACAGCGUGGCGAGCGGGGUCGGGGUGGGCGCCGACCUGGGCGCGGGCGUGAACCGGCGCAGGGACAGGUGCGCGCACACGAGCGGCUGCAGCAAUGGCAGCUGCCGCGCUAUGCAGCACCGGCGGGGCUGGCGGCAGCUCUUGGGCCUCGACACGCACGGCGCCGCGCAGAGGCAGCCCAGGCACCGGCACGACGUGAGCGCUGGGCAGUACAACUCCAUGGCCAGCUCGCAGACCUGCGUGAACGGCUCGCCCACCUACAGCAUGUUCUGCUUGCAGCAGGGCACCCCUGGCAGGGCUCUUGGCUCCAUAGGAGCGGUGGUCAAGUCCGAGGCCAGCUAUCCCCCUGUGGUUACCGCUUCCUCCCACUCCAGGGCGUCCUGCCAGGCUGCGGACCUCCGGGACGAGAUCAGCAGGAACCUCCCUGGAGCCGAGGUGCGGGAACUUCCCGCCCCCAGCAGACUUCACCUGUCUCAGCACUACCGGGCUGCUGCUAGUGACCACUCACCGGGCUGCUGGAGGCUUCACCCUUGCCCUCCCGCAAGAGCCGCCAGCUGA